This is a messenger RNA of Temnothorax curvispinosus, 1421 nucleotides long. It is a transcript of the gene Fibp, whose product is annotated as acidic fibroblast growth factor intracellular-binding protein. NCBI's taxonomy places the organism in Eukaryota, Metazoa, Arthropoda, Insecta, Hymenoptera, Formicidae. Gene Ontology annotation, cellular component: nucleus. The transcript has 7 exons. The record is from RefSeq and is a predicted model, not a curated record. Bases 219 to 1406 code for a protein of 395 amino acids.
GGUAUCACCCGCGCCAGUGCCGCCAAUCUUAAGCUAACCUACAAGUGACAGGUGCUCAGCUGACGGAUCUUCGUUGGAUUCUGAAUUCUGUUACUUUCAAGACGGAAACGUGAUAAUAAUAUCGUAUUAGUUAAUUUUCUCGAUACGCAAGGAAUGAUGAUGCAAUGGUUUCGGCGAUAAUCUCAUGUUCGUGAUCGUGACGUGAACAUAACCUCAACAUGCUGUCCGAGGUUGACGUGUUUAUCAGCAAUUAUACGCUGGUCGAUCCUGAUAUCUAUCAGCUUUGGGUCGACGGGCAUACUUCCAGCGAUGCGGUCAACGUUCUACAUCAGCGAGGAAUCUGUCAGCAGACUAACGCGCCACUCGAGCUGGUCGCAUCCGACAUCCUCGACCACUAUCGCACCUACUCUCUGCUCGAGAAACUGCUUCACACUCCUCCGAAACUCGCCAGCGAACAGCUGGCCUUUCAGAUUGAGCCGCAGACCAGUCAAAUGCUCAUAGAAAUGUAUUACGAAUUUGACGAUGUUGUUAUACGCGAGUUAUUGGGAAAAAAGAUUACGUCCAAGAGUAGAAAGGAUAUGGACGAGGUAGCGGAAAAGACAGGGAUCACGUUGAAAAGUUGUAGAAGACAGUACGACAACGUGAAAAGGGUGUUUAAAACUGUGGAGGAUUUGCCAGGUUCUCUCGCAACCAAUAUCAAGCAACAUUUUUUACUUUCUGAGGACCUCGCUAAGCGAUACGCCGCAGUGGUGUUUAUAGCGUGCCUGCGAUUUGAAAUGAAUAAGAGGAAAUUGCAGUUUUUAACGUUUCCCGAUCUAUAUCAUUGUGCGAACAGUAUGAUGGCUUCAUGGACGUAUCGUUGUGUCGGAUCUGAAUACUUUGACACUGACUUAGACAGGGAGUUCUUACAGGAAUUAUCGGAAUGCAGGAUUCUUUUAGAAAAUGAUAAACAUCACAAACAUUUAGUAUGCCUUAAACUCAAACCAAUGCUUCUCGAUCGAUCCUAUCAAGAACUGGACUUAAAUUUCCGUUCGUAUUCGAGAGCGAUACUCGGAAUUGGAUGCAACUUGCACAGAUCACGAGAAUUGAGAUUCUUCUUUUUGGAACUGGUGGAGAGAUGUAUCGAACCUUGGCGACAAGUCAAUUGGACACACUCUGACCUACGAAAUUUCUUAUCUGUCUAUACACAGUGCGCUCUUGAUAUGGAUGUACUUAGAGAAGGAGAAUUGAGAGAUGCGUUUGAACGUUAUAUGACAGUAGUGACGUGCUGCCUAUUACUGCUUUCUUCCGGUGGCCUUGUCGAAUUGCCGAAAUUGCGUUUAAGACACUGCCCAGCAACACCAGGAUGCCGGGUGCUGGACGAUGAUUCACAUGCAGGAUGCGAUGCCGCGAGAAGCGCGAGAUGAAGUUGGACGAGCACA